Messenger RNA from Labeo rohita (rohu), 5381 nucleotides. It is a transcript of the gene hnrnpa3, whose product is annotated as heterogeneous nuclear ribonucleoprotein A3. The record is from RefSeq and is a predicted model, not a curated record. Gene Ontology annotation, molecular function: RNA binding. NCBI's taxonomy places the organism in Eukaryota, Metazoa, Chordata, Actinopteri, Cypriniformes, Cyprinidae.
CAUCACAUGUGCUGCAGCGCUUUAGUCGUGCGGUGUGCAGACCGAGGGGGCGCAAAAGCUGCAGCAUGGAGGGUCGUGACAGUAAGGAGCCGGAGCAGCUCAGGAAGCUGUUUAUCGGUGGACUCAGUUUUGAGACCACAGAGGACAGUUUGCGUGCUCACUUUGAGCAAUGGGGCAAACUCACAGACUGUGUGGUAAUGAGAGAUCCAGCUAACAAACGCUCACGAGGUUUCGGCUUUGUGACGUAUUCCUGUGUAGCUGAGGUUGAUGCUGCCAUGGCAGCACGGCCACACAAAGUGGACGGUCGUGUCGUUGAGCCCAAACGAGCUGUUUCCCGAGAGGACUCUAAUAGACCUGGAGCGCAUCUGACAGUGAAAAAGAUCUUUGUGGGUGGAAUCAAGGAGGACACAGAGGAGUAUCAUAUCAGAGAGUACUUUGAGCGCUACGGGAAAAUUGAGACUAUCGAUAUAAUGGAGGAACGUCAACUGGGAAAAAAGAGAGGAUUCUGCUUUGUCACCUUUGAUGAUCAUGAUACUGUGGAUAAAAUUGUUGCACAAAAAUAUCACACAAUCAACUCUCAUAACUGUGAAGUACGAAAAGCACUUCCAAAGCAGGAGAUGCAAGCUGUUUCUAAUCAGAGAUAUCGUGGUGGAGGUGGAGGCAAUUUCAUGGGCAGAGGAGGAAACUUUGGAGGUGGCAACUUUGGCCGAGGAGGGUAUGGAGGAAGCCGAGGUGGCUACGGAGGAGAUGGAUACAACGGAUUUGGUGGUAACUAUGGUGGGGGUCCUGGCUAUGGAGGUGGUCGUGGAGGAUACGGUGGAGGCCCUGGAUAUGGAAACCAAGGUGGAGGAGGCUUUGGAGGAUAUGACAACUACAAUGAUGGAGGAAAUUUUGGAGGUAACUUUGGUGGUGGCGGUGGUGGUGGAAGUGGUGGAGGAGGAGGCGGAAAUUACAACGAUUUUGGGAAUUACGGGGGACAACAGUCCAACUACGGCCCCAUGAAGGGAAAUAACUUUGGAGGAAGAAACUCAGGACCUUACGGAGGUGGAUAUGGCUCUGGGGGCGGCGGCGGCGGAGGCUACGGCUCCAGGAGAUAUUAACAGAUUUGUUUGUCUGUGAUCCAGAGUUAGAUGGUGAUGAGGAGAGAUGAGGAAAGAUUACUGAGAAAGAGUGCGAGGGGCCAAGAUCUGCCAGUUAUAGGUCUUACUGCAGCAGAAACAUGCAGCCUUUAACGCUAGACGAGACAGAGUGUAGACAGACACUCCUCUACAACUAGUGUGUGCUAGUGGAUGUACAUUCCUUCACCCGCUUGACUUUUCUUUGUGCUUUUCAACCCCUUGUCAGCAUUUUUGAGAGUGAAACAUAGUAUGAUAUCAAGCACCGUAGUCAGAAUAGUCCUAAAUAUCAUUUAUUGUGAGUAUACACUAUGUUGUGGCCUUAAGUGUGUUAUUUGGAGAAAAAAAAGACUUAUGUUUAUUAUUUUCUGAAUUGAAGACAGUGAUGUCAGUGUCACGUGUAUUUUUAUAUAUUGUGAGUAUGCAGUACAUGUGUUGUUUAUGCUGAGUUACAGAGUAGAUUUUAUCAGAUCUGAGAGCAUGUAAACACGUUAAACCUGUAAAGAGAGAAGUCUAGAUUGUUGAACUAUUUUGACAAUUAAAAAAAACAGCUGAAAUAAAGUUGUGUAGUAACUUGCCUAAUGAAGUUUAGUGCGUCAUUGAGUGUGAAGUCGCGAGUGCCGCGCGUGUUGUUGUGUAUGAGAGUAGUAAGGCCUCCGGGCCUAGACAGACGAACUGGCAACAGGAAGUUUUACGGCUCUCAGACUGGCAGGUCGAUCCCAGCCUCGCAGCCAGUGUGUCUCCAGAAAGCUAGCAUCUGUUUCGGUGAGACUAGCUGUACCCCGUGAGAGCGAGCGAAGGAAGGAAGGCUAGCGCAAAGCCAAUGCUAGCGUGAGACCCGUGCUAUGCUAUGAGGGUUUCAGACAGACAGAAGAAGAGGAAGAGAGAGUCAUAGGAGCAGGUAAGAGUGUAACUCUUCUGCUUAAUUUGCAGAUGGGAAAAGCAGCGCCUGAUCUACAGUAAGUGGCUGAAAGUCUUUUAUGACACGUUUUCAGCGAUGGUUCUGGAUGGGUAAGAUUAAUAUGUGCAAAAUAUAUGUGGAUUUGUUGAAGAUAUCCUCCUGCAGAGAAUCAGAUACCACAAUCAAUUCAAUUAUUGCCCAUAUUAUAUAUAUAUAUAUAAAAUAGAAAAAUAUGAUUUAGUAAUUAUAAUUAGUGAAUAAAUAUGAAUUUAAAAUGAUUUAUAUAUAUGUAUAUAUAUAUAUAUAUAUACACACACACACACACAAUUCAUUAAUUAUAAUUAAUAAAUGAUUUUAUAUACUUUAAUAAGAAAAAUUUUAUUCAUUACUUAUAAUUAGUUAAUAAAUAUGUUUAUAUAUAUAUAUAAAAUACAAAAAUCUAAUUCAUUAAUUAUAAUUAAUGAAUAAAUAUGACUUAAAAAUGAUUUAUAUAUAUAUAUAUAUAUACACACACACACACAAUUCAUUAAUUAUAAUUAAUAAAUGAUUUUAUAUACUUUAAUAAGAAAAAUUUAAUUCAUUACUUAUAAUUAGUUAAUAAAUAUGUUUAUAUAUAUAUAUAUAUAUAUAUAUAUAUACAAAAAAUCUAAUUUAUUAAUUAUAAUUAAUGAAUAAAUAUGACAUAUAUAUAUAUAAUUUAUUAACUAUAAUUAAUACAUAUGACUUGAAAAUUAUUAUAUAUAUAUAGUUCAUUAAUUAUGAUUAAUAAAUGAUUAUAUAUAUAAAAUAGAACAAUAUAGCGCAUUAAUUACAACAAAUUAAUAAAUAUGAUUAAACCUAUGUAAUUAUGUAUCUAUCUAUCUAUAUAUAUAUAUUUAUUUUUUGUUUUGUUAAACUGUUGAUGCAAAUUCUCUGCCUGGACCAAUACGAAGUGUUUAUAUAGAGAGAGAGAAAGAGAGAAGUAUAGUUUAUUAAUUAUAAUAUAUAAAAGUAAUGAAUAAAUAUGAUUUUAUAAAUAUAAUAAAAUUAAAAUUAAAUUUAUUAUAAUAUAUGAUUAAUUGAAUUAAUUAAUUUUAUUGUAUUUCUAUUUAUAUAAAUAGAAAUACAAUAGAAAAAACAAUAUAAAUCAUUAAUUAUAUUUAAUACAUAUACAGUAGUGUAUAUAUAUAUAUAUAUAUAUAUAUAUAUAUAUUAUUCUUAUUAUUAUUUAAUUUUCAUGAUAAUUAAGCAUAUUUUCCCCAGUUCUCAAUAACAUAAUGAAAAAAGUCUAAUUGUCAUUACUGUAAUGUAAAUAAUAUGCAAUUACUUACAUAUUAUAUUGUGCUGCCUUUAUUCUGAUUUUAAUUGCAAUAGGGAUUUUGUAAUGUUUUUAAUUAUAAUAAUACUUUUGAGAUACGGUUACAUUACCAAAACAAAUUCUCUUCACAUUUACCAUUUUCCAGCUAAUUUUAGCAGCCGAAAUCCAGCCAUUUCAAUAGGAAUUCACUCGAUCUGGAAUUUCAGGUGAGAAAGAUUUCAGGUGCGAAAGAUUUCCCUACGCAGAUUUCGCAGUGGAUUCAGGUUGGUCAAGUGACAUCUAUGUGAGCUGUGCUUCAUACAUCUCGAGGCUAAAUACAAUAGAUAUUGAACCCUUUUUGCCUGAGAAAUUUUAAUUAUAAGAAUGCACAAAAUUAUCAACAGUGUAGCAGUGAAUAAAGCAGCGCUUACGCAGAGGUCAAUUCCAGUUCAAGCAGCUUCAUAUUAAUCAACGCACAGAAUUUGCGUGUCAACAGUUUAACAAAAUCAAAUCCGUUGUGCAAUCCACAUGAGGAACACGUCCAACGAGUGAAAUUCCCAAUCAUGCAGAUUCCUAUUGAGAUGACUGAAUUUUGGUGUACAAAGGUAAAUGUGUCAGAAGUACUGCUCAUUUAAUGAUUCAUCAUUGAGAAUAAUGUGAAUUACAAAACUAUGUUAGAAGUAGGGGCGCAUUAUGGUAAUACAAACUUAGAUUUAAGAAUUCAUUUAAUAAGAACUUUCAGAAAUGCCUAGAUUGGCUGGCAGCACACAGCAGAUUGUUGAAAUACGACCCAGACGUGUUUUAGUGAGAUUCAUUCUCUAGCAGAGCUGGUUAAUAAUCUGAAUUAUGUCAUCAGAUUCCAAAAAUUAAGUACUUGUAAUUAGAUUAUAUUACAUUUUAAAAUACUCAUAAUGAGACUACAGUUACUUUUUUAUGGAUUACAUGAUUACAAGGUAUUUACGCAAACGCAAUAAUAAAUGCAUAAUUUAUUGAUUCUCCCUAAUUCCUCUUUUUAAUCUUUUAAAUUUUACUUUCUAAAAUAGCCUACUGCUUGUACACUGCAGAAAGUCUUCCAGAUUUGUAAAUAUUUACACAGAGACCAGUCAUUAGUCAAGUGGAUGGACUCAACAACAUUUAAUUCAAAUGUCCACAUAAUCUUUAUUAUUUGGCCAUUUCUUGAGGACAGAAAUGCUACAGCCACUGCAGUUUCUUGAAUAUGUGGACUUCAAAAGAUGUAAACUCAGAGUGAGGGUUUAAACUUAUAUUUUAAAAUCGCGAUGAACAGUUAGUAUAUUGAGAAAGAUAUUGAUGUAUUCUCCUGUGUUUGCAUAGGUUUAUAAAUGAUGUACCUUACAAAUCUGAUGAAAUAGUGCACGUAGCAUUCCCAGAUGAACAUUAUAAUAAACCCAUACUCACAACAACAUGCAAAGAUGGAGUUUAAGACACUCCACACAUGUAAACGAUAACAGUUUGUGUGGCAGCAUUUACUGUGAAUGGAGCCGCUCUGAGAUGCACAUAUGUAACCUACACGCAUGUAAAUAAACCACCUAUAUUAAUUCUGCAUCACAUAUAUAUUUAUUUAUCUGAAUCAUAGUGUUUGUGAAUUCUAGCAUUAUGCUUUAUGCUUAAUUAUGAUUUUUAAAAAGGUUUAAUAUGUCAAAUGUGCCACUUCCGGUAUUUUGCCGGUUACUCGACAUAGCCCAAAUGCAAUCGAGGAUUUUUAAAAAAAAAUUUUUAUCAAAUAUUUGAGUAGAAUCAGGGAAUCAUUGCAGCCCUAAACCACUGAUUUACAAAAAUCAUUUUAGGUUUAAGAAGUGUUUCAGUAUUUCACCAUUCACAAUUUUUUUGUCAUCUGAUUUCACCUAAUUUGUUUAUUGGAAGUACCCUUGAGAUUUUCAGAUAAUAUUUUAAUAAUUAAAUAUCACAUUUGCAUGUUUAUGUUUCUCUGACAUUAGUUAUGGUCACAUGACAUGCAGGUUAACAAAUAAAAUAUUAAAAUUUUUUUAAGUAAGUGUUUUAUUUUGAUUGAUUUUAAGAUGAUUUAUUAUUAUUUAAAAUAAUUUUAUGUUUUUAUGAUUUUUUUUUUUUU